Penicillium manginii is the source of this 687-nucleotide messenger RNA. RefSeq lists its product as uncharacterized. The record is from RefSeq and is a predicted model, not a curated record. The transcript has a single exon. NCBI's taxonomy places the organism in Eukaryota, Fungi, Ascomycota, Eurotiomycetes, Eurotiales, Aspergillaceae. Bases 1 to 687 code for a protein of 228 amino acids.
AUGGAACAUAGUCGCUGGCCAGAGGCCUUACCGCCAUAUGAACCCUCUCCGGACUAUAGCCCAACAGACGAAAAGAAAGACCAGUUCCUUGUCGAACCCGAGUCUUCCGAGCCCGGCUUCGCCAAUUCAUCAACUCUCAGUCGUGGCCUACAAGUACCUUCCCGUACCACAGCCACAAGUUCCGGCUUCGCCUACCCAGAAGAGUUAUCCAGACACGAGAUCUCCCAAGAAAAAUGGAUAGAAUUCACAUCAGCGAUCUCUGAAGAAGCCAAGCUUUCCCGCCAACAAUGGACCACGGUCGUUGGCAAAGGUCUAGGCACACUCGCACUAGGAGGCGUGAUGAUCGGGAUUCUGGGUGCUAUACCCGCAGUCCUGGUCGCGAAGAACGCCAGAAGACGACAAGAACAGAGGAAUUUAAUCGCUUCGAUGGCCGGUGCUCGUGGAGAAAAAUUGUCAAGGCAUCUGGCACAUUGGAAUGAGACAUUUUUCCGACCUAGAGGCGUGAUCAUUCGCGUGGAUCUACCGGAUGAGUACCUGGAUGAUAUGGAUAUCAUGGAUCUUCACCGCGGUGGAUCGAAAAAGAGUGACAAUCGUGCCCGGGAGGAUGCAGCCCUUAAAGCGCGAGUUGUUAUCAUUCCCUUGGACAGAUCGUCUUCUGGGAGAUCAAGUAGUGACGAGUCGCGAUGA